AUGACCAUCACCCACAUCGUCUCCUUCCGCUAUGCCAACUCCGUGUCGGAGGCAGAGCGCAACAAGUACUUCGACGAGCUGCUGGCGCUCAAGCACACCUGCCUGCGCGACGGCAAGCCCUACAUCCGCGCGCUCGUUGGCGGCUGCGCCAACACGAGCCCUGAGGGCGCAGGCAAGGGCUUCGACCACACCUUCGUCGUGACGUUUGCGAGCGCCGACGACGUCAAGCACUACCUCGAGACCGACGACGUGCACAUGGAGUUUGCGUCGCGCGUCAAGCCGCUGCUGGCCGAUGCCUUCAUCUACGACUUUGAGACCGUCGAGGCAUGAAAGAGACCGGUCCACCUGCUCGCCGUCUGGUGUGAGGGCCUCGUAGGUGUGAGGGCCCCCUGUCUGCUUAGUCAGCACGUCUGGACGCGCACGGCUGGAUCAACACCUCGAUGGCGCGCACCGCACGCACGCCGUGCAGGGUGCAUGCUCAUGCGCGCCGCGUGGCGCCGGAGCGGUGCAGCCGAAGGCGCAACGGAAGGCGCAAGACGCCGAGAUGGGAG
Tilletiopsis washingtonensis is the source of this 551-nucleotide messenger RNA. RefSeq lists its product as hypothetical. The coding region runs from base 1 to 330 and encodes 109 amino acids. The transcript is spliced from 4 exons. The record is from RefSeq and is a predicted model, not a curated record. Lineage: Eukaryota; Fungi; Basidiomycota; Exobasidiomycetes; Entylomatales.